Mus pahari (shrew mouse) is the source of this 4098-nucleotide messenger RNA. RefSeq names its product N(alpha)-acetyltransferase 15, NatA auxiliary subunit (gene Naa15). The coding region runs from base 301 to 2901 and encodes 866 amino acids. NCBI's taxonomy places the organism in Eukaryota, Metazoa, Chordata, Mammalia, Rodentia, Muridae. The transcript is spliced from 20 exons. Gene Ontology annotation, biological process: N-terminal peptidyl-methionine acetylation. Gene Ontology annotation, molecular function: protein binding; protein-N-terminal amino-acid acetyltransferase activity. The record is from RefSeq and is a predicted model, not a curated record. Gene Ontology annotation, cellular component: cytoplasm; NatA complex.
UUCAGUUACCACGUGAACCGCCGACGGAGCCCCGGGAGGGGGAGGUGGCGGCGGCGGUAAGUGAGACAGGGGGAAGAGGAGGAGAGGGGGAAGAAAAAAAAAAGAAAAAAGAAAAAAAAAGGAAAGAGGAGGCGAAGGGAGUGUCAGGCCAGCGCGGGCGCGGCGACCCCGGAGGCCUAGUGGCGGCGGAGCGGAGGCUUCCAGGCUGAAGUGAGCUCGGGCACGGCGGUGGCGGCGGCGGGCGGACGCACGGACUGAGCGAGCCGGGCGGUGGCGGGAGCCGCGGGAGGAGCCGGAACCAUGCCGGCCGUGAGCCUCCCGCCCAAGGAGAACGCGCUCUUCAAGCGCAUCUUGAGAUGUUAUGAACAUAAACAGUAUAGAAAUGGAUUGAAGUUCUGUAAACAAAUCCUUUCCAAUCCCAAAUUUGCAGAGCAUGGAGAAACCCUGGCUAUGAAAGGAUUAACGUUGAACUGUUUGGGAAAAAAGGAAGAAGCUUAUGAAUUGGUUCGCAGAGGUUUGAGAAAUGACUUAAAGAGUCAUGUGUGUUGGCAUGUUUAUGGCCUUCUUCAAAGGUCAGACAAGAAGUAUGAUGAAGCCAUUAAGUGCUACAGAAAUGCACUGAAAUGGGAUAAAGACAAUCUUCAGAUCUUAAGAGAUCUUUCCUUACUACAGAUUCAAAUGCGAGAUCUUGAGGGAUAUAGGGAAACAAGAUACCAGUUGCUUCAGCUUCGACCUGCACAGAGAGCAUCAUGGAUUGGUUAUGCUAUUGCUUACCAUUUAUUAGAAGACUAUGAAAUGGCAGCAAAAAUUUUAGAAGAGUUUAGGAAAACACAGCAGACAUCUCCUGAUAAAGUGGAUUAUGAAUAUAGUGAACUUCUCUUAUAUCAGAAUCAAGUUCUUCGGGAAGCAGGUCUUUAUAGAGAAGCCCUGGAACAUCUUUGUACCUAUGAAAAGCAGAUUUGUGAUAAACUUGCUGUCGAAGAAACCAAAGGGGAACUUCUGUUGCAGUUGUGUCGUUUGGAAGAUGCUGCUGAUGUUUAUAGAGGAUUACAAGAGAGGAAUCCUGAAAAUUGGGCCUAUUACAAAGGCUUAGAAAAAGCACUGAAGCCAGCUAAUAUGUUAGAACGGCUAAAAAUAUAUGAGGAGGCCUGGACUAAAUACCCGAGGGGACUUGUGCCAAGAAGACUGCCGUUAAACUUUUUAUCUGGAGAGAAGUUUAAGGAGUGUUUGGAUAGGUUCCUAAGGAUGAAUUUCAGCAAGGGUUGUCCACCUGUCUUCAAUACCUUGAGGUCUUUAUACAGAGAUAAAGAGAAGGUGGCAAUCGUAGAAGAACUAGUAGUUGGUUAUGAAACUUCUCUAAAAAGUUGUCGCCUAUUUAACCCCAAUGACGAUGGAAAGGAGGAACCUCCAACCACGUUACUCUGGGUCCAGUACUAUUUGGCACAGCAUUAUGAUAAAAUCGGUCAGCCCUCCAUUGCUCUGGAGUACAUAAAUACUGCUAUUGAAAGUACACCAACAUUGAUAGAACUCUUUCUUGUGAAAGCUAAAAUCUAUAAGCAUGCUGGGAAUAUUAAAGAAGCUGCCAGGUGGAUGGAUGAAGCCCAGGCCCUGGACACAGCAGACAGAUUUAUUAAUUCCAAGUGCGCAAAGUACAUGUUAAAAGCCAAUCUGAUUAAAGAGGCUGAAGAAAUGUGUUCCAAGUUUACGAGGGAAGGAACGUCAGCGGUAGAGAACCUGAACGAAAUGCAGUGUAUGUGGUUCCAGACAGAGUGUGCUCAGGCAUACAAAGCAAUGAACAAAUUUGGUGAAGCACUUAAGAAAUGUCAUGAAAUUGAGAGACAUUUUAUAGAAAUCACCGAUGACCAGUUUGACUUUCAUACGUACUGUAUGAGGAAGAUCACCCUUAGAUCAUAUGUGGACUUAUUAAAACUAGAAGAUGUACUUCGACAGCAUCCAUUUUACUUCAAAGCAGCGAGAAUUGCUAUUGAGAUCUAUCUGAAGCUUCAUGACAACCCUCUUACAGACGAGAACAAAGAGCAUGAGGCUGAUACAGCAAACAUGUCUGACAAAGAGUUAAAGAAACUACGUAAUAAACAAAGAAGAGCUCAAAAGAAAGCCCAGAUAGAAGAAGAGAAAAAAAAUGCAGAAAAAGAAAAGCAGCAGCGGAAUCAGAAAAAGAAAAAGGAUGAUGAUGAUGAAGAAAUUGGAGGCCCCAAAGAAGAGCUUAUCCCUGAGAAACUGGCCAAGGUUGAAACUCCAUUGGAAGAAGCUAUUAAGUUUUUAACACCGUUGAAGAACUUGGUGAAGAACAAGAUAGAAACUCAUCUUUUUGCCUUUGAGAUUUACUUUAGGAAAGAAAAGUUUCUUUUGAUGCUACAAUCAGUAAAGCGGGCAUUUGCUAUUGAUUCUAGUCAUCCCUGGCUUCAUGAGUGCAUGAUCCGACUCUUUAAUUCUGCAGUGUGUGAAAGCAAAGACUUACCUGAAACAGUUAGAACAGUAUUAAAACAAGAAAUGAAUCGUCUUUUUGGAGCAACAAAUCCAAAGAAUUUUAAUGAAACCUUUCUGAAAAGGAAUUCUGAUUCAUUGCCACAUAGAUUAUCAGCUGCCAAAAUGGUAUAUUAUUUAGAUUCUUCUAGUCAGAAACGAGCAAUAGAGCUGGCAACAACACUUGAUGGAUCCCUCACCAACAGAAACCUUCAGACUUGCAUGGAGGUGUUGGAAUCCUUGUGUGAUGGUAGCCUAGGAGACUGUAAAGAAGCUGCCGAAGCCUACAGAGCAAGUUGUCAUAAGCUUUUCCCUUAUGCUUUGGCUUUCAUGCCUCCUGGAUACGAAGAGGAUAUGAAGAUCACAGUGAAUGGAGAUAGUUCUGCAGAAACGGAAGAACUGGCCAAUGAAAUCUAAACAUCAUUAAACAAGCAAAUGGAAUGACUUUGGACCAUAUCUAGUGUAUAAUAUUUUUGUCACGCACCUGCUGCAUUGCUCUUACUUACACAGAAUGAGAGGAGUAAAUGUUCUUGCCUUCAAAUAGUCUUACUUUUUUUAUCCUGCUGAAAACUAUAUAUAAAAUAACAUUACAGGAUAUAGGUUCAGUUUCUUAAAAAAUUAAAAGCUGCUAAAAUUGAGGGGUUUAAAAGAAAAAAAAAAAAUCCGUAUCCUAUUCCUACCUUCCCUUCCCAUGUUUUUAACUAAUUUAUAUAAAAUCUGGAGGCUGUAACAGCUAACAUAGCAGGUGUGUGGCAGAAAUAUUACUUUAAAUUUGUCUUGUGAGAUUUUACUAUAUCUCAGACAGCAUAAAUGCUGUUUUAGCACUGGAUUCUUUCACUGAGCACAAAGAGUUGUUGGGGCUUUAGCAUCUGACUGAUUUUGUUACGGGGUUGAUUAUUGACCAUAGGAAGUAUGCAAUGUGAAUCACUGUGUACAGAGCCAUCUACAACAGAUGCUUGACGUUGUAGAGACUGGGACACAUAGCUACCAAGCGGAUUAAAUGAAACCUAGAAGGUGUUCAGUACGUGUGUUGUGUUUCCAAAAUUCACUGUACAUGAUCAGUUUGGUGUUCUUGUACCACAGUUUUUAACCGAAGGAACCAGUUGGAACAAUCUCAAUUUACUAAAACUUGAAGAACUAAAAUAACAAUGCAAACCUUUAGCAUUGUUUUGGCCAAACUUGUUAAAACUGUAAUGCAAGAACCAAAUGCACUGUGAUGUGGCACCAACUAAUUAGCAAGCAUGAAUUUUUCACCUGAGAGUGAAAAAAGAAAACUCUACCAUGGCUUGAAGUUAAAGAGCAGAACUCCUGACUACCAUUCUAUGACUGAUCAAGAGACUAAUAGCUAAAACCUCAGCAGGCCUUGUUCACGAUAUGCAGAAAAAGUGCUGCAGUUUAGAUACCUCUGGAACUUUUCCACAGUGUCACAGGUUUGUAAUACUUGAAGCCCUUCAUUUCUAAGAAUAUAUUUCUUGCUCAGUUGUUUCAGGCAAGCCCAAGACUUUGUAAUUUUUAAAGGGCCCAAGAUUUUUUUUUUUCAAUAACAGACCAGCUUCUUUUUCCUGCAGUUACAAAUGUAAUUUCUUUUUUUUUUUUUUUUUUUUUUUUUUGUUU